AAAUACACAUUAAUUUGUGGUAAACAAAAAUACAUAAACCUACAACAAUAUAUCUCUCUCUCUCUCUUUCUUUCUUUCUCCCCUUGCCUCUAGUAUAUAUACACGUGUGCUUUAAUUUGGUAAUUGUAUUGAUGGCUAUUACUAGACCUCCGGGGAGGGUUCCGGUGGCCGUGGGGCGCCGGAUGUUGGCGUAUGAGAAUUCCGUUGGUGAUGAGAAGUUGGAGUUUUACGACGAGUUAGCGGUUAGUUCGUCGGAUUCGGUGUUUGGGUUUUUGGAGGGGUCGCUUGAGAGUACGACGAGUAAUGAAGGCUAUCACCAAGAGGGUGAUGCUAUUUUCGAUGAGGAAGAAGAGGAAGAGGAUUCUGGGAAUAGAUUUGAAGAAAAUAAGACUUUUUGGGAAAAUCAGCAUAAUCUUUUACAGGCAACAUUGUGCCGUACGACAUCCUUAGAAACAGGAAUGAGAAAUGUGACAAAAGAGGCAUUGAAAGAGUUACAAGUUCAAGGGCAUUAUUGUAAAUGUGGCAAAGCGGUGGCCGACAACAAUUGCCGAAGUUGCUUGAUGAGGGAGGUGUCUUGUAGGCUCCGGAAUGCCGGUUACAACAGUGCCAUUUGCCGGACUAAAUGGCGAAGUUCACCGGAUAUUCCUUCAGGUGAACAUACAUUCAUUGAUGUAGUAGACAAUUCAAGCUCGAAAAAGGGAGAAGUAAAGGUGAUAGUCGAACUAAGUUUCAGAGCGGACUUUGAGAUGGCUAGAGCAAGCGACGAUUAUAACCAAUUAGUCAGUCGCUUGCCCGAGGUUUUUGUAGGGAAAAACGAAAGACUAAAGGCUUUAAUCAAAAUUUUGUGCGCGGCCGCCAAGAAAUGCAUGAAGGAUAAGAAAAUGCAUAUGGGGCCAUGGAGGAAGCAAAAAUACAUGCAAGCAAAGUGGUUUAGCACCAGUUAUGAGAGAAAAGAGGAGGCCAAUGCACCAUCAAAUGGCUCAUACUCGAACAGAACGAGCAAACCGGCUAGGGCGUCUUCUAUGCUAACAAUGGCAUUGAUGGAUAUGCAUAGGAAAGCCGUUUCAGUCGUGUAAUAAUCCCUCGAAUAUGGGUGGGAUUUAUAUCUAUUUUGUAUCGUUUUCCAUGAUCUUUCAUUUAGUCUUGAAAGAGUGUAUAGGGAUUAUAUUGCGGGAUGUAAUACUAGUAGGUAGGAAUGUGUGAUAUAGGUGUGGCUUUAGAUACCAACCAUGGCUUUGAAAUAGUAGUGUGCAAAUGUGCAAUCUUCCAUUUUUGUAAUGUUUGGCUUGAUAGUUAAUUGGAAAGCAUUAAGGAUUUAAGCUUUCAAUACAUCUAGUUUAAAUCACGGUUUGUGUUUAAGCUAAAGGCUAUAACAUCUACCGGGUAUCUAGACUAUUUUGGUUUCCAGA
Spinacia oleracea (spinach) is the source of this 1409-nucleotide messenger RNA. RefSeq lists its product as uncharacterized. NCBI's taxonomy places the organism in Eukaryota, Viridiplantae, Streptophyta, Magnoliopsida, Caryophyllales, Amaranthaceae. Bases 132 to 1076 code for a protein of 314 amino acids. The record is from RefSeq and is a predicted model, not a curated record. The transcript has 3 exons.